AUGUUUCGUAAAAUCUUUAACUAUGCCAAGUUGGCGGGUCCCUCCCCACCACACCAUACCCACACUGCGUGUGAUCGAGUCAAGCUCUGCCAAACCAAAGCAAAUCCAACCGAAGCUUUUCUAAGAGCCUCACCCCUGCUCCAUCCAUUCAUCAACCACCACCACUUCAUAGAUUUACCACUAGUCACUACGGUGCCUACCAAACUACUCGAGUACUUACAUACAGCACGUCCUCACCAUCAAUACCACUACCGCAGUCCUUGCCACCUUCACCUUCCCCAUCACCCGAUUAAAGCAAGCAUAAACAAUGGGCAGUAUUGGAAUCCCAAUAAAGCUCCUCAACGAGGCCCAGGGCCACGUCUGCACUCUAGAACUAACCUCUGGCCAAAUAUUCCGCGGCAGACUUUUCGAAGGCACUUCCCCCCCUCCUCCUAUCCACCCCCCCCCCCACGAUCCCCCCGACUAACGCAUGUGAAAUAA
This is a messenger RNA of Tuber melanosporum (Perigord truffle), 480 nucleotides long. RefSeq lists its product as uncharacterized. Lineage: Eukaryota; Fungi; Ascomycota; Pezizomycetes; Pezizales; Tuberaceae. The coding region runs from base 1 to 480 and encodes 159 amino acids. The transcript is spliced from 2 exons. The record is from RefSeq and is a predicted model, not a curated record.